AUGGCUAAAGAUGUUGAGGUUCAAGAACAAGGAGAAUACUCCGCAAAAGAUUACCAAGAUCCACCUCCAGCACCAUUGAUAGACCUUGAUGAGUUAACAAAGUGGUCCUUUUACAGAGCUCUUAUAGCUGAAUUCGUAGCAACACUUCUCUUUCUUUAUGUCACUAUUUUAACCAUCAUUGGUUAUAGCCACCAGACUGAUGCUAACGCUGGCGGUACAGACUGUGACGGUGUUGGCAUUUUGGGUAUUGCCUGGGCUUUUGGUGGCAUGAUUUUCAUCCUUGUUUACUGCACCGCUGGUAUCUCUGGAGGACACAUAAACCCUGCCGUGACGUUCGGGCUAUUCGUGGGGCGCAAGGUGUCCUUGUUAAGGGCAGUAUUCUACAUGGCAGCACAGUGUGCAGGAGCAAUCUGUGGGACCGGACUAGCCAAGGGUUUCCAGAAAUCAUUCUUUGACAGGUAUGGAGGUGGUGCCAACUUUAUCCAUGAUGGUUACAACAAAGGUACAGCUUUGGGUGCUGAGAUUAUUGGUACCUUUGUUCUUGUCUACACUGUCUUUUCUGCAACUGAUCCUAAGAGAAACGCUAGGGACUCUCAUGUUCCUGUUUUGGCACCAUUACCUAUUGGAUUUGCUGUUUUCAUGGUUCAUUUGGCCACUAUUCCGAUCACCGGUACCGGUAUUAACCCGGCAAGAAGUUUCGGGUCCGCCGUGAUCUUAAACCAGGACAAAAUUUGGGAUGAUCAGUGGGUUUUCUGGGUUGGACCAAUAAUUGGAGCAACAGUGGCUGCAAUUUACCAUCAAUACAUUCUAAGAGGAUCAGCAAUUAAAGCUCUUGGAUCAUUCAGGAGCAACGCUUAA
Messenger RNA from Lathyrus sativus (Indian pea), 858 nucleotides. Lineage: Eukaryota; Viridiplantae; Streptophyta; Magnoliopsida; Fabales; Fabaceae. The record is from the annotation of a GenBank genome assembly.